AAAGUGUACAAGAACCUAAAGGAGUUUUCUCAGAAUGGAGAGGAUUUCUGCAAGCAGGUCACAUCUGUUCUUCAGCAAAGGGCAAACCUGGAAAUUAGCUAUGCCAAAGGACUUCAGAAACUGGCACUCAAGCUGAACAAAGUAUUACAGAGCGCGAAGAAAAACUAUCUCAGCAAUGCCUGGGUCUGGGCCUCUGAGGGCAUGAAAUCUGCAGCAGAACUGCACCAAAAACUCGGCAAAUCAAUUCAGUUGGAAGCAAUAAAACCGACUCAUCAAGUUCUGAGUGUCCAAGAGAAGAAGAGAAAAUCACUUGAUAAUGAAGUUGAAAAAACAGCAAGUCUUGUCAUUAGCAACUGGAAUCAGCAAAUUAAGGCCAAGAAAAAAUUAAUGGUAAGUACCAAGAAGCACGAAGCACUUUUCCAUCUUGUAGAAAGCUCCAAGCAAUCCAUGACUAAGAAGGAAAAGCAAAAGCUCCUCAAUAAACUGAAAAAAUCAACUGAGAAGUUGGCAAAUGAAGAAGAAAAUUACUACCAAAAAAACAUGGCUGGCUAUUCUACCAGAUUGAAAUGGGAAAACACACUAGAAAACUGCUACCAGAGCAUCCUGGAGCUGGAAAAGGAAAGAAUCCAACUUUUAUGCAAUAAUUUAAACCAGUACAACCAGCAUGUUUCUGUCUUCUGUCAAACCUUGAACACAUGCCAUUCCCAGAUCCACUGUGCCAUCAACAAGAUAGAUUUCGAGAGAGAUAUUCAUUCUUUAAUAGAAGAAGCUGCAAUUUUGCCUACAGAAAAGAAAUCCGAGUUCCUACUAAUCGAUUACUUUGAGGAAGAUCCUAACAAUGCAAUGGAUAAAGAAAGACGGAAGUCUUCAAUAAAAUCAAAACUGUUGAGAUUGCAAAGAGAUAUUGAAAAAGCCUCAAAAGACAGAGAAGGCCUGGACCGAAUGCUAACUGCAGACUCCAGCAACUUCUCCUGCUCUGAUGGAAAGAGCCAGAAAGACAUGGCAGCGUUAAUGAAUGAGACCAGUUUGAAGCUAGACCUUUUGCAAGCAAAUGCCUAUAAACUGUCGUCAGUAUUAGCAGAACUUGAGCAAAAACCUAAACCCAGACAUCCUUGUAGCACCUGCAUCUUCAAGUGGAAAGAAAAGGAACAGACACAUAGUUAUGUGCAAAUAUCUCGGCCUUUUGUGAUGAAGAGAUUCAAGAAUGCUGUGAGCAAGGCUUCUUCUGGUAGGCAGAACAGUCCACGUCCCUCAUCAUCUUUAGCCUCUGGUGUGGCCCAGCUUGGGAACAAUCUCUGCAAAGCCUUAUAUGCUUUUCAAGCCAGGCAAGAGGAUGAAUUGAACUUGGAAAAAGGCGACAUUGUGGCCAUACAUGAGAAAAAAGAAGAAGGAUGGUGGUUUGGAUCUUUAAAUGGCAAGAAGGGCCAUUUUCCUGCCGCGUACGUAGAGGAGUUACCUCCAAAUGCUGAGAAUACAGCUAUGCAGCCAUAA
Messenger RNA from Chrysochloris asiatica (Cape golden mole), 1491 nucleotides. It is a transcript of the gene NOSTRIN, whose product is annotated as nitric oxide synthase trafficking. Bases 202 to 1491 code for a protein of 429 amino acids. The transcript has 15 exons. The record is from RefSeq and is a predicted model, not a curated record. Gene Ontology annotation, molecular function: protein binding. Gene Ontology annotation, cellular component: plasma membrane; cytoplasm. NCBI's taxonomy places the organism in Eukaryota, Metazoa, Chordata, Mammalia, Afrosoricida, Chrysochloridae. Gene Ontology annotation, biological process: signal transduction.